Lolium rigidum is the source of this 1772-nucleotide messenger RNA. Its product is annotated as negative regulator of systemic acquired resistance SNI1-like. The transcript has 15 exons. Gene Ontology annotation, biological process: DNA damage response; negative regulation of DNA-templated transcription; negative regulation of systemic acquired resistance. The coding region runs from base 25 to 1410 and encodes 461 amino acids. Lineage: Eukaryota; Viridiplantae; Streptophyta; Magnoliopsida; Poales; Poaceae. Gene Ontology annotation, molecular function: transcription cis-regulatory region binding. The record is from RefSeq and is a predicted model, not a curated record. Gene Ontology annotation, cellular component: Smc5-Smc6 complex; nucleus.
CCAAGCCCAAACCUUCCAAAGAAAAUGGCGCCCUCACGCAAAUCGCCCACCGCCGCCGCCACCGCUGAUGGUGGCGUCGAGGAGAACGCGAUGGCCAUCCUCGACACCUUCGGUAUCAAGGAUUCCCGCGACCUCCACGACGACCGAACCGCCUUCUUCGAGGCCGUGCGCUCCGCCUGCCUGGCCGGCGACAGCCCCUCGCCCCCCUCUUGGAGAAUGCACAAUGCUGUCUUUCAGAUUCUUCAAAGCAGCAGCUCUUUGGAGGUCACCAUCGCAAGUUUUCAUCUCUUAAUAGAGCUGGACAAGCACUAUCCAAGAACUUAUUUGACAAAUUCUGGUCCUCACCAAGCUUUAGUUAUUGUUGAAGAGUCAUGGUCACCGUUUCUCCCUGACAUUAAUGUUGCUCGCGGCGAGAUUGGGGGAAACACCAGUCGCAAAGAUCACCUCUUUGAUCCUUUGAGAUUUGGGUUACUGAUCGAGGACAUGGUUGAAGCAGCUAAUGAUACAAGUACUAAUAAUCGACUUAAGCGUAUAGAGAACAUGGUGCUGUUCCAGUAUCUCGUUAGCACACUGGAGGCUGAUUUUGUACCUCGUAAUAUUGCAUACAAAGAGUCAUUAGACUGGGUGGUUAUCAGGGAAUCUCUUUUAAGUGUGCUUCUGAGAUCACGAAACCUGGUAUUCAAAUCGUUUGUCAAGAACUGCAUAUCCCUUCUGAACCAACAUCAAAGAGAAGUUGAAGCUAAGAUAUCUUUUGAAUCAGCACCUGAUUCAGAUUCUUCCUUAACCUUUUCAUUGCUUGAAUUCGAAAGAGAAGCACUUUUGUCUGUCAAAAAACUUUUCAUUAUGGUUAUAAACCUUGACUUGAUUAGAAAAGAAGCAGACAAAUUAAGCCAGACUUCAAGAGCUGAUGGUUCCAGGAAUCCUAUCUUGGAAGUUAUUUUAGAUGAGCUACCUUACAACACAAUCAACUUAUCCCCAUUUCUUUUGGCUUUCACGGAAUGGAAGUGGAAACUGGAGAUUAUUUUGCAGUACUUUUUAAGAUAUUAUGGCAAGCCUGCAGUCCGUACUCGGAGAUCAGAUGAUACCCAACAAGAUUUGACAGUGGAAAAUGUUCUGAGUUUGUUUUCAACGGCCGCAAGCGCAAAAGCUAUGGCCAAGAAGAUGUUUCCAGAAGUUGCCCAGCUUCUCCUAGCACAUGCAUAUCAGGCCUGCUUGUCUAUUCAAGUUGAUUCUAGCAAAGCUGAUGAUGCAACAAAGAUGAUCGGAGCGACUCUCCUCGAGAUAUCUUGCAAGUUUGUGUCCGCUUUCCAGAAUCUGAGAGAAUGUAACACGGACAUUGAGAUUUCGCAGUUUGAGAAAGAAGCUUUGUUUACCGCCGCAACGCUGACUAGGAAGCUGCAGAAUGAGUAGGGAUAAGGGACUUGUGAGGCUAUACGGAUGAGAUUAGAUGGUUUAUCUUAAAAGAAUGAUGGUAUGAUCUUUUGGCUUUUGAAUUCUCAUCUGCCUAUGUAUAUAUUGCGGUAGUGUCUGAACGAAUUGUAACGAAGUGAUGCAACUGUUUUUUUUUUUGGUUCUAGAGAAGGGAAGUUCCAUUAUCUUUGGACUAUCCACCAACUAAGUUGCAUUUAGCCAAAUUAUUGUAAAUGUUGUACUAAAUCAGUUGGAUCCAGUCAGUGACCAGACAGACCACCAGUGUCUUGAUAUGUUACGACAUUCCCAUGCGGAACAAGCUGCCAAAAAAAUAAUGGGUGCAUAUUUGCACACCAUGUACU